AUUUGCAACGCGAUGAAAAAAUACCCCGCCGUGGGGUUCUUUAAGAUUUUCGGAAUUGGGUUCCGCCAGGCAAGAAACAGCAACCUAACAAUCGCAGCACACGACAAAACAGGCCAGCGACUGCAUUGGACCCUGGCGUCUGCUGCUUCCGAUUGAAGGUCCUGAACGAACACUGUCAUCAUGGCUGACUCCACUGCUCCAGCACCUCCUACGGACGAGGUUGCCAACCUCCACCUCGACGAGGUCACCGGCGAGCGCGUGUCCAAGACUGAACUCAAGAAGCGGCAGAAGCAGCGCCAGAAGGAGGCAGAGAAGGCAGCCAAGGCGGCCGCCGCCCCGCCCAAGGCUUCGAACAAGCCCAAGAAUGCCGCCGGCGAGGAGGAGAAGGACCUCAACCCGAACCAGUACUACGAAAUCCGCACUCGGCAUAUCAAUGAGCUGCUAAAGAAUCCCGAGACCAAUCCGUACCCGCACAAGUUCCACGUCACAUACGAUGAUUCCAAGUUCUUCGAGGAGUUUGGCCAUCUGAAGUCGGGCGAGACAGACGAGGGCAAGGAGCUCCGGAUCGCCGGCCGCAUCUACAACAAGCGCGCCAGCGGCUCGAAGCUCAUCUUUUACGAUAUUCGCACCUCGGCCGACACCGUGAGCAUCGGCACCCAGCUGCAGGUCGUCUGCCAGGCCCAAUUGGUCAAGGAAGGUGGAGUCCCGUUCGAGAAGCAGCACGAGAACAUCCGCCGCGGCGAUGUCAUCGGCAUUGUGGGCUACGCGGGGCGGACGAACCCCAAAAAUCGGCUCGCCGAGGGCAAGGAGGGAGAGCUCUCCAUCUUUGCGACCGAGAUUGUCCUGCUGAGCCCUUGCUUGCACAUGCUUCCUAGCGUGCGCUUCCCUUUCUCGGAUAGCGAACAGAGGGCGCGUAUGAGGUACCUUGACAUGCUCUGGAACGAUAGGAGCCGCCAGGUUCUUUGGCAACGGAGCCGGAUGGUUCGAUUUAUUCGUGACUUCUUCCAUGAGCGACGAUUCAUCGAGGUUGAGACCCCAAUGAUGCACGCGAUUGCGGGAGGUGCCACCGCUCUUCCAUUUAUCACUCAUCAUAACGACCUGGACGUGGACAUGUACAUGAGAGUCGCACCCGAGCUCUUCCUCAAGAAGAUGAUUGUGGGCCAGUUUGGCAAGGUGUUUGAGCUUGGCAAGAACUUCCGCAACGAGGGCAUCGACCUGACACAUAACCCCGAGUUUACGUCGUGUGAGUUCUACUGGGCUUAUGCUGAUGUCUACGACGUGAUGGCCUUGACCGAGGAAUUGGUCUCUUCCCUGGUGAAGGAGCUCACUGGCUCGUACAAGACCACUUUCACGACUCAGCACGGCGAGACAUACGAGGUCAACUGGGAAGCCCCCUGGCGGAGAGUCGAGAUGAUUCCGGAGCUCGAGAAGGCCACGGGGGAGAAGUUCCCGCCUUACGAGGAGCUUCAUACUGAGGAGACGAACCAAUUUUUGCAAAGACUUUGCAAGAAGAUGAACGUCGAAUGCCCACCUCCGCUCACCAAUGCCCGCAUGAUCGAUAAGCUCACGGGCGAGUUCAUCGAGUCUACCUGCAUCAACCCGACCUUCAUCCUUGAGCACCCGCAAAUGAUGAGUCCUCUCGCCAAGUAUCAUCGGUCUAAGAAGGGUCUGUGCGAGAGAUUCGAGGCGUUCGUUUGCAAGAAGGAGAUUGCAAACGCGUACACCGAGUUGAAUAACCCCUUUGACCAGAGACUGAGGUUCGAGGAGCAGGCUCGUCAGAAGGACCAGGGUGAUGAUGAGGCUCAAAUUAUCGACGAGAGCUUCUUGAAUGCGCUCGAGUACGGCUUGCCGCCGACCGGAGGCUGGGGUCUUGGGAUUGACCGUCUUGCCAUGUUCAUUACCAACAACUACUCGAUCAGGGAAGUGUUGCCAUUCCCGUUCUUGCGGGAGGAGAAGCAAGGUACCAAGGAGAAGUUUGCGGCUGAACUGGUCGAUGCUCAGCCCCUCCCCGAGGAGGGCAUUCCGCACAAAUAGAGGAGACUACCCUUGAGGAUAACGCAUGUUAGAAAGGCAUCCAUGGGUCAUAUUCUGGUUAACGUUAGCAGUUCAUGAUAUUUACUCUCGUCCUGGCUAGCAGGCUCAAGAGUGACUUUUCAAUGUGACAUCCAUGGAUAACGUCACUCGUCAUGACGAUGCAAAAACCGGGUAGGAGUUAUAUGACGACGCUUGACCUGACUGUGUUGCUUCUGGACUGCGACUUGCAUCUAUGCCACGGUAAAACUUGGUACAUGAACAGGAAGAAGUCUGGAACGUUGGGAGGUGCUGGUAGCUAAGGUAUCCUUCUUGGACAAGCGCCCUUGCCAAGCAACUCGAUACACGUAUGUUACACAACUACGCGUUCCCGAGAGAUGUCUGCCCAAGUUUACAUGAAGACCGAGAGCUAUAGCCGGCAUUGGGAUUAAACUUGCUAAGUUGUG
Messenger RNA from Canariomyces notabilis, 2477 nucleotides. RefSeq names its product lysyl-tRNA synthetase. Gene Ontology annotation, cellular component: cytosol; cytoplasm. Bases 181 to 2034 code for a protein of 617 amino acids. The transcript is spliced from 13 exons. Gene Ontology annotation, biological process: lysyl-tRNA aminoacylation. NCBI's taxonomy places the organism in Eukaryota, Fungi, Ascomycota, Sordariomycetes, Sordariales, Chaetomiaceae. The record is from RefSeq and is a predicted model, not a curated record. Gene Ontology annotation, molecular function: tRNA binding; ATP binding; lysine-tRNA ligase activity.